AUGCCACCGAAAUCCCCGCAACCGUCAGCCCCUCAGAAUUUCUACUUCUAUUACGGCCACCGGAAGCCCUCUCAGAACCGCCCUGUAGUCCGAGGCGGCGUCUUUACCAAUCGCAAAGCUUUGAGACUUCCCACUUCCCCCACAAAACCUCCCCAAAACCCCUUUUCCCCUUCCCACCCAUUUGAUCUCAGAAAAUGGGACCCUCAAGACCCAUCACUGUCGGCCAGGACUCCUCCAUCGCAGGGCCACUCACUGGCAAUUUCCCAGCGCCUUUCUCCAAUCGCCCGCUUUGUACUCGACGCCUUCCGGAAGAAUGGCAACCACUGGGGUCCUCCAGUGGUAGCUGAGCUCUGCAAGCUCCGUCGUCUCACGCCGGAUCUUGUGGCGGAGGUUUUGAAGGUCGAGAGUAACCCUCAUUCGGCGACGAAAUUCUUCCACUGGGCUGGUAAGCAAAAGGGCUACCAGCACAAUUUCGCUUCCUAUAAUGCUUUUGCUUAUUGCUUGAAUCGAACUAGCUUUUUUCGCGCUGCGGAUCAGCUGCCCGAGUUGAUGCAAUCGCAAGGGAAACAGCCGAGCGAGAAGCAGUUCGAGAUUUUGAUUAGAAUGCAUUCGGAUGCCAAUAGGGGACUUAGGGUACACUAUGUAUAUCAAAAGAUGAAGAAAUUUGGGGUGAAACCUCGUGUUUUCUUGUAUAACAGGAUAUUGGAGGCAUUGAUGAAAACUGGUCAUUUUGAUUUGGCCUUGUCAGUUUACGAGGAUUUCAGGAGUGAUGGGUUGGUUGAGGAGAGUGUAACUUAUAUGAUUCUGAUUAAGGGUCUCUGCAAGGCUGGAAGAAUAGUCGAGAUGAAAGAGGUCUUGAGCAGAAUGAGGAACGAUUUGUGCAAACCAGAUGUAUUUGCCUAUACUGCAAUGGUUAGAGUAUUGAUUGGGGAAGGGAAUUUGGAAGGAUGUUUGCAGGUUUGGGAUGAUAUGAAGGCUGAUGGUGUGGAACCUGAUGUUAUGGCCUAUGCAACGGUGGUGACUGGUUUGUCUAAAGGAGGGAUGGUGCACAAGGGGUAUGAAUUGUUUAAAGAGAUGAAGGAGAAGGGCUUUUUGAUUGACCGAGGAAUUUAUGGUGUUUUGAUUGAUUCAUUUGUGGUGCAUGGAAAGGUUGGUGCAGCUUGUGAUCUGUUGAAGGAUUUGGUUGACUCGGGGUAUAGGGCUGAUUUGGGAAUCUAUAACUCGCUUAUCGUAGGUCUAUGUAAUGUAAAACGGGUGGAUAAGGCUUUUAAGCUAUUCCAGGUCACAGUACAGGAGGAUCUUGAACCGGAUUUCAGAACAGUGAAUCCCAUGCUGGUUGCCUUUGCGUUGAUGAAAAAGAUGGAUGAUUUUUACAAGCUUCUGUUCCAUAUGGAGAGACUAUCAUUUCCGGUUCUCGAUGAUCUAUCCAAAUUCUUCUCGUUUAUGGUUGAGAAAGAAGAAAGAACAAUGUUGACCUUGGAAGUUUUCCAGGAUCUAAAGGCUAGAGGAUAUAUUAGUGUUCAAAUCUACAAUGUCCUUAUGGAGGCCCUUCUGAAGGUUGGGGAGAUAAAGCAGGCAUUAUCACUAUUUGGUGAACUGGAGGAUAUGAACUUUGAACCGGAUUCAAACUGUUACAGCAUUGCAAUUUCGUGUUUGGUCGAAGAUGACAAGAUCCAGGAAGCCUGUGACUGUCACAAUAAAAUAAUUGAGAUGUCUUCUGUACCUACUGUUACUGCAUAUAGUUCUCUAGCUAAAGGGCUAUGUAGCAUUGGAGAGAUUGAUCCAGCUAUGAUGUUAGUUCGUGAUUGUCUUGGGAAUGUCAGUAAUGGACCAUUGGACUUUAAGUACAGUCUCGCGAUUCUUCACGCAUGUAGAUCAUCUGGCAAAGUAGGAAGAGUGAUUGAAGUCGUAAAUGAAAUAAUGGAGGAGGGUUUCCCUCCCAAUGAAGUUAUAUGCUCGGCAAUUAUCUCUGGUAUGUGCAAGCAUGGUACAUUGGAAGAGGCAAGAAAGGUGUUUACAAGCUUACGAGAGCGCAGGAUUCUAACAGAAGCGAAAGUAAUUGUCUAUGAUGAAAUUCUAAUUGAUCAUAUGAAAAAGAAGGCAGCAGACUUGGUGCUGUCGGGUUUGAAGUUUUUCGGUUUGGAGUCCAAGCUGAAGGCAAAAGGGAGUACGCUUCUAUCUAGUUGA
Molecule: messenger RNA, 2187 nt
Organism: Linum tenue
Lineage: Eukaryota; Viridiplantae; Streptophyta; Magnoliopsida; Malpighiales; Linaceae
Source: the annotation of a GenBank genome assembly